Molecule: messenger RNA, 5784 nt
Organism: Scophthalmus maximus (turbot)
Lineage: Eukaryota; Metazoa; Chordata; Actinopteri; Pleuronectiformes; Scophthalmidae
Gene: tut7
Product: terminal uridylyl transferase 7
Exons: 29
Coding region: 288-4214 (1308 amino acids)
Molecular function (GO): nucleic acid binding; zinc ion binding; RNA uridylyltransferase activity
Source: RefSeq, a predicted model, not a curated record
CUGAAUGAUGCGCACCAGAGGCGAGUUAGCAGUGGAUGUAAGCUACGCCGAUUAAAGAAUUAAGUGGACCACACAACUGCCUUUUAGAAUAAGUUCGUGGCGUGUGAAAAUGGACCUGUCCCGUUUUUUGCGCUGGGCGGAACUUUAGAGCGGACGGCCACAAACAGAGUCGGGACUUCACCUCUCAAACUCCAGUGCGAGACAAAAACGAUCUUGCCAAGUCAGACCCAAACAAGCCUUCAGAUAUGUCGUCUGUACUCUCACAAAAGUUUUAGCAAAAGUGAAUCAUGGAAAACCCUGGCAGGCCUUACCGUAACAGGCAGAGCACUUGGGAGAGGGGAGCAGCAGCAGCAGCAGCAGCAGCAGCAGCAGACAAGGAAGAACACUGGAGGUUCCAGGACCAGGGUCGAGGGCAGAACUUCAGGCCAGAGGGAGGUCAGCAGGGCAAGAAGAACCAGGCUGGGCCCUACCGUGCCAGUCCUAAGAAGGGAGGACUGGGACCUCUGAGCUACGCCCCUGCUGGGUUCAGAGGUGGUCAGAGCCCCUCGCAGAAGGAUGACAUCCGUUGGUUCUCGGGUCCCGAGAACAGCGGUGGCGUUAGAGAAGAUAAAUGGAGAGAGCGCUCGCAGCAGCAGCACUGGAGGAGGAGUGUCCAGGCAGAGGGUCCGAGGGAGGACGCAGAUGACGGUGCUAAUAAAUCAGGGAAAAGACGGAGGAACAGAAACAGGAAGAAACCUUUUGCUGAGGAGAACCAGGCCUCUGUGAUUGAAGAAUCCACACUAUCGGCCAAAGAGCUGCAGAGCCUGCAGCAAGCAGAGCAGCGACUUGGCAAAGAUGAGAUCUACUGCCUGAAGAAGAAGCCCCACAGUAACCCCGGUGCACUUUACACCUGCGCUCUGUGCGACGUCCUCUUGGAUUCUGUGUCUGACGCUUACAGGCACAUCAGAGACAAACGGCACAAGAAAAGAGCUCGGGAGAUGCAAGAACAGGUGAUGCUGACUGAGAUUCUGCCUCCGGGCCCGGAGCAGAUCAGUGCAGUGAGUGCUGCAUUAGAGGCUGUCAUCCUGGAACAUGGGAUGAAUGACCAGGAUGUCGAGAGGAGGCAGUAUGUAGUCUCCAUCAUGCAAGACCUCCUCCUGUCCGUCCUGCCUGAGAUAAGGCUGAGGCUAUAUGGAUCAUCUUGCACUAAGUUUGGAUUUAAGGAUUCUGAUGUCAACAUUGACAUUCAGUAUCCACCUCACAUGCACCAGCCAGACGUGUUGUUGUUGGUCAAGGAGAGCCUCUCUGUGAGCCCUGCCUUUGUGGACAUGGAAGCUGAUUUUCAUGCCAGGGUGCCUGUUGUUAUCUGCAAAGAGAAAAAUAGUGGCCUGAUCUGCAAAGUGAGUGCAGGGAAUGAAAACGCGUUCCAAACCACCUCCUAUCUGUCUGCUCUCGCCAGUCGGGAGAAUCAUCUCCUCCCACUGGUUCUGGGCCUCAGGCGCUGGGCCCAGAUCUGUCAGAUUGACCGCGCAGAGGAAGGUGGGCUGCCGCCGUAUGUCUUCGCCCUCAUGGUUAUCUACUUUUUACAGCAGCGCAAAGAGUCUCUCUUGCCUACCUACCUGAACCAUGAGAUCAAGGUGUUUUCACUCAGCCGGCUGUCAGACUUCAAUCUCAUGCAAAUAGAGGAUGAUUAUUUACACUGGGCUUACACGCCACCCCCCAGAGAUUCAUCACAGCCAGCAGAGGGCUCCGGUAUCAAGGGAAAGGUGCCGCUGGUGUUUCCGAGCCCUCGUCCGCCUGUGGAAGUUGGGCUCCUCUGGGUUGAAAUGCUUCGCUUCUACUCGCUGGAGUUCAACAUGGCUGACAAUGUGAUGAGCGUGCGGACCAGCGCCGUCCUCUCCCGGGAGAUCAAAGAUUGGCCAAAGAAACGCAUCGCUGUGGAGGACCCGUUUGCCGUGAAGAGAAAUGUGGCCCGCACAGUGAACAGCCAGCAGAUGUUCGAGUACAUCGUCCACUGCCUCAAAACCACAUACAAGUACUUUGCACUACCACUCAACGCGCCAGCUGCCAAUUGUAAGACGGACGCGCGGCGAGGACCAAUCCAAGGGGCAAACACUAACGACCUGUCAGAUUUCAGUCAGCUCACCAUUGAAUCGCAGCGUGCAGGUCAACCCAAAGCUGUAGAAAAUGGUCCUGAGGACUCUGAUUGCAUUAUCGAGGAGGAGGAGGAAGUCGAAGAAUACAGUGACUCCGACGAAGAGCGAGAGAAGGAGAAGGCGGAUCUGGGCAAGAGCAGUCUCUCAGAGGACGAGGAAGAGCCGGAUGAGGACGUGGAUACACAAGUCAGGCGCCAUUUGGACAGCUUCACCACAGAGGACGAGGACAUCUUCCCAGUGGAUGAGAUUUCAGGGGAGGAUCUUUUGUCUGAUGAGGAGGGUCCAGAUUUGGACACACCUGGUUCAAUGGAGGAGGAGGAGGAGGAGGAAGAAGAGGAGCUGGCACCUUGCAGCCUGUCACUUCCACCUUUGGAGGAUGCAAUUAAAGACCAGAGCCUGGAAAAUAAGAUCCCAAAACCGAAACGACUGUCUUAUGCGUUCACCAAGCAAGCGUUCACCAGAGGAAAGUCACACUUGGUCGUGUGCAGCUUGUGCAAGCGCGAUGGUCAUCUGAAAAAAGACUGCCCAGAAGAUUUCAAGAAAGUGCAGCUGGAGCCUCUGCCCUCUUUGACACCAGAGUUUCUCAGUGUCCUCAACAAAGUGUGUGAGCAGUGCUACACUGACUUCGCCCCAGAUGAACUGGAAGUGGGAGUACGGGAGCACAUUCUUCAAGACUUGGAGAACUUUGUUAGACGACAGUUUGCUGGAGCCCGGCUACAACUAUUUGGCUCGUCCAAAAAUGGCUUUGGCUUCAGACAGAGUGACCUUGAUAUCUGUAUGGUGUUUGAGGGGCAGGAGUCCCUUGAUGAUGUCGACUGCAUCAGUAUCAUCGAAAGCUUGGCAAGAAUGCUGAGGAAACACCCUGUUCUGAAGAACAUCCUUCCCAUCACUACGGCAAAAGUACCCAUUGUGAAGUUCUACCAUGUUCGCACCGGCCUGGAGGGAGACAUCAGCCUCUACAACACACUGGCCCUGCACAACACACACCUACUGGCAUCGUACGCUGCUAUCGAUAGGAGAGUGAAGAUCCUCUGUUACGUUAUGAAGGUUUUUGCUAAGAUGUGCGACAUUGGCGAUGCCUCACGAGGAAGCCUCUCAUCCUACGCCUACACACUCAUGGUGCUGUACUUCCUCCAGCAGAGAAACCCACCAGUCAUCCCUGUGCUGCAAGAGAUCUAUGAUGGAAAGAGGCCAGAAGUGAUGGUCGAUGGCUGGAACGUGUACUUCUUUGAUGACUUGGAAACAUUACCCAGUCGCUGGUCUCAGUAUGGGAGCAACACUGAGACGGUGGGGGAGCUGUGGCUCGGCCUGCUCCGCUUCUACACGGAGGACUUCGACUUCAGGGAGCACGUCAUCUCUAUCCGUCAGCACGGCCGCCUCACCACCUUCAACAAGCAGUGGACGUCCAAAUACAUCGUCAUUGAAGAUCCAUUUGAUCUGAAUCACAAUCUUGGUGCUGGUCUGUCCAGGAAAAUGACAAACUUCAUCAUGAAGGCUUUCAUCAAUGGCAGAACGGUGUUUGGCACACCCAUCAAAACCUUUCCUCCCAUGUACCCCAGUCAGAUGGAGUACUUCUUUGAUCCUGAAGUUCUCACCGAGGGGGAAGUGGCUCCCAACGACCGCUGCUGCCGCAUCUGUGGCAAGAUCGGCCACUUCAUGAAAGACUGUCCCAUGCGUAAAAAGUCCAAGCACAGACGGGACUCUGAGAGAAGGCCAGAGCACCUGAGAGACAAAAUGGACCCUGCGGACGACACCAGGGAUCAGUUCAGACACAAGAGUGAGCACUGGAGGAAAAGAGAUGCACUGGAAAUGCGCUGCUGCUAUCUGUGUGGAUCAAGUGCCCACAUUAAGAAAGACUGUCCACAGUACAGAAGCCCUGCAGGUAAUCUGAAGAUGGAGAGCUGUACCUACUCGGCUCCAUCCCACUUGAGGAAUUUGAGAGAGAAGGAGAAACAGGGUUUACCUAUACCAGAGGAGAAGAAGAGAAGGCAACAGAAUGUGAUUUUAAGUCCACAAGCAGGUAGCUUAGCCUGCCGAAAUGUGGGUCGCUCUGGUCACAGGAAGAGCCCGGUGGAAUGAGCUGCAGCCGUGGCCACACAAAACCUUGAGGUUGUACUCUUGUCCAGGCAGACAGAAAAAUCCAGAAACCGUUAAAAUCUGUACGGGACUCUUGGGCCAAUGGGAGCCCAUCAAAAGCCAAAGCCAGGACGCCUUGACUUGAAGCCAAAUAGGGCCUUUUUAUGUUUUGAUUUUUUUUUCUUUUUUUCCCCUGCAGUGCUUCUCCUCAGAGGAGCUUUUUAAAGCUUUUCAUUUUAACAAAGCAAGCCAUUACACAUGCACAUCAUGUCUUUGUUUACCUACACUGCCACUCAAGUUUUUGUAUCCUCUAUACUUUUCAAUGUGAAAUUGCUUAAAUCAGAAAAUGUAAGUAACUGAGAAGUGACUCGGCUUUUGAUCAUCAUCAUCAUAAGGUAUCUUUUGUAGACAACAUAUGUACAUUUUUGUCUUGUGAUUGAUGCUAACGCUUCUUGACACUUUAUAAGCUCAACUGUCUUCACAGGUAACAACAAGUGUUUGGUGCUUUGGGUGUAACACAAAGGGACAAUAGUGAGUUUGCCAGCUGGUUUAAGUAGCCUUAGGUCAGUGAAGAGUCAUUAAGGUAAUUUUAAAAAUUAAACCAAGUCACUCAUCAGUUCACUUAUUCCUUAUUUUCAAAUUGCAAGUUUUUAAUCAGGAAUUAUCCAGUUCCAGUUCCAUCUUGUGAUCUCACGAAAACAUUUAUAAAAUGAGUUAAAAAACCAUUGAAUGGCAGUGUAACUUUUGUGAUGGUCAGGUUUUUUUUUUUAAAUAAUGGAAUUUCUUUUAAGAAUCAUUUUUAAUUUGUCAUGUGCACUGACGUCCAGCAGUCUCUCUCCCUCAGCAUUGGAAGCAGCUCAUCUUGAAUUCUGUCUCAUUGUGUGUUUGUGUUUGCAACAGAUUUUUUUCUUCUUCUCAAGACCACUGAUACGCCCAAUUUCCUAGAUCCAUACUUUACAGUGAAACUGCUCUUCCUCUGUUAAAUCUGAUCCGUAUGUGUCUCCACACGUUUGGAAGUUUUGUAAUUAUAGUGCAAGAACAUAGCUUAGAAAGUUUUGUGCUUAACAUUCUUUGGUUGGGGGUUUGUUUUUUUCAAGAAGAACUGGUCCAGCUGAUGGCAUACACUGCUUUAAAUGCUAUGUUCACUUACUAUAGGUAAUUUCCCAUUAUUUCAGUGAAAAUAUAAAUGUAUUUAUUUGCCACAAAGGCUUCAUUUCGUAGUAAUGGUGCCACAGAUUGGUAGCUGCACUGUGAGGGUCACGCCCUCGUGUUAUGUUGCUGCUAGAUAAAUUCAAAGAGCUGCUCAUCAUCAGCUUCAACUAGGGAGUGUUUGGCUUUAUUGUGGCCCUAAUAUGGCUAAAUUUUAUUGAAGGAAAAAAAAACGUGUUGUUGAUGGUAUUGUAAGGAAAUUCCUCAUUUUAAAGUAUCUUUGUAAUGACACCCCUUUAUUGCAUUUAUUUUCCUGUACCCGAAUGGGAGAUUUGGUUUAAGGAACCCCAGUCCUGCCAGGAUACAUUGGCUUGCAAAUCCAUGUUGUGCCCCAGAACAAACAUUAAACUGAAAUCAAACCGCA